AUGGUCUCUUUCACCUGCAGCGCCUGCCAGGACGUGGUGAAGAAGCCGAAGGUCAACGGCCACGCCACGCAGUGCGGGGGCGCCACCUUCACCUGCGUCGACUGCAUGGGCGUGUUUGACCUGCAGACGAUCAGGGCCCACACGUCCUGCAUCACCGAGACGGAGAAGUACCAGGGGAAGUGGCGGCAGAAGCAGCGGCCGGCGGCGGCGGCGGCGAAGCGGGUCGGUGGCGCUCUCGACAGCGACGACGAGGCAACCGGCAAGCGCACGUGGCAGCCGCUGCACCCGCCCCGACCUCCCAUGAAUUUGGACAGCGACUCCGACCCCGACGAUGAUGCGUGGGUGACGCGAAGGAAGCAGACGGACGCGGGGGAGAGAAACGCACCUCGCGGCAGCCGCAACGGCUCUCCGCGCAUGCAGGCGAAGACGAGCACGCCGCCCAGCAACGACGACGAAGUGCGUUGCGCCACAAAGCGGCCAAAGCAUGAGCCACUCGAAUUGCCGCGCGCGGUGACGGCGGCGGACUGCAUUGUGCCGAGCUUCGUGCUGGGCACGGACGAGGAGGUGGCGGAGGUCACCCGCUGGAUUAUGGAGGAGGGCGGCGCGGCACCGCUCAGCCUGCGACUGCUCGCAAAGAAGAUGGUGGAGCGGUACAACAGCCGCAUCGCCAAACACGUGCGGCGCGCCAUUGAGACGGCAAUUGCAAAUGGCAAGCUGCGCGUGGAGGAUGGUGUGGUGACGUCGCCCUGA
This is a messenger RNA of Trypanosoma conorhini, 750 nucleotides long. Its product is annotated as RNA binding protein. Bases 1 to 750 code for a protein of 249 amino acids. Gene Ontology annotation, biological process: negative regulation of transcription by RNA polymerase II; rRNA processing. NCBI's taxonomy places the organism in Eukaryota, Euglenozoa, Kinetoplastea, Trypanosomatida, Trypanosomatidae. The record is from RefSeq and is a predicted model, not a curated record. Gene Ontology annotation, molecular function: DNA binding. The transcript has a single exon. Gene Ontology annotation, cellular component: nucleolus.